UUAGUCAUGGAUUUUGAAAAUUAUUACGAAAUUUCCCUCGUCGCGGACUUCAUUAACGCCCAUAACUUCUCCAGAGUCGCCUUACAGUUUCCAGAUGAGCUCCUGAAAGAUUCAAGGAAAGUCGUGAGUGCUCUCCGGCAAGAGCUCCACCGUCUUCUUAAGAAUUCCGACGAGUCACGUGCAACCGCUAAGUUGUACGUGAUGGCCAACACCACCUACGGCGGCUGCUGCGUGGACGAGGUCGGAGCUGCUCAUGUGAAAGCUGAUUGCGUUAUUCAUUACGGCCACAGUUGCCUCAGCCCGACAACCACAAUUCCAGCUUUUUGUGUUUUCGGCAAGGCUCCUCUUAAGGCAUCUAAUUGUGCUGAAAGUUUAUACAAUUAUGGCGUAAAAAGUGGCAAGCCUGUUCUGGUUCUUUUUGGGUUAGAAUAUGCUCAUGGAAUGCCGGAUAUAAAAGAGGCACUAAAUGUUGAAGCAACGAGGUUUCAUGACUCCAACUCAGGAUUUCAGAUACAUUUUGCUAAUGUUACGAAUUCAGUUAUAACUCCAUCCACAUCUAUGAAAUUGGAAAAUCGACAUUUAAUGUUGAAUGGCGAGCAGGAUAACAAUGAAGAUUCUUCUCAGAAGGCUGAUACAAAAUUUAGACUAGGUGGUUUGGGUUGGAGUUUACCUGAGGGACACAGGAUGGAGGAUUAUUUGCUGUUCUGGAUUGGUUUAGACAACUCGGCUUUCACAAACUUCAUAUUAACAUUUAAUAGUUGUGAAAUAGUCAGAUAUGAUGCAAUUGAAGGUUGCUUGAAGACUGAUGUAUCUCAGCAGGCAAAAAUUCUUAAGCGCAGGUAUUAUCUAGUUGAAAAAGCGAAGGAUGCAAACAUGGUUGGGAUCUUGGUUGGAACUCUUGGAGUUGCUGGUUAUCUAGAUAUGAUUCAUCAAAUGACAGAACUCGUGACUAGAGCUGGGAAAAAGGCAUAUACCUUUCUUAUGGGAAAGCCAAAUCCUGCAAAAUUAGCUAAUUUUCCUGAGUGUGAUGUUUUCAUCUAUGUAUCCUGCGCUCAAACGGCUCUUUUGGAUAGCAAGGAGUUUUUAGCUCCUAUAAUCACUCCUUUUGAAGCUUUGAUAGCUUUCAACAGGGGCAGUCAGUGGACCGGAGCUUACUCAAUGGAAUUUCAGGAUGUGGUUGCUUCCCAGCCUGCAGAAGUAGAAGAUGAGGCAGGAUCACGUUUUUCUUUCUUUCAGGGUGGAUAUGUUGAAGAUUUUAAAUUGCAAGAGGGGAAGGAGGAAAAGGAUGCAGUUCUCUCCCUGGUAAAUGUCACAGAGAAGGCUUUGCUGCUCCAAAACAAGGACUCUGAGCUGUUGUCAAGAAGAGAUGCUAAAUCUGGAGCUGAGUUUUUUGCAGCUCGAUCAUAUCAAGGUCUUGAAAUCCAUAGCAGUGACUCUUUUCCAGAGCUGUUUUUAAUCGGUAGAGCAGGGAAGACAUCUGGAUAUGAGGAUGAACAAAGCAAAUGA
This is a messenger RNA of Coffea arabica (coffee), 1506 nucleotides long. RefSeq lists its product as uncharacterized. The record is from RefSeq and is a predicted model, not a curated record. NCBI's taxonomy places the organism in Eukaryota, Viridiplantae, Streptophyta, Magnoliopsida, Gentianales, Rubiaceae. Gene Ontology annotation, biological process: protein histidyl modification to diphthamide. Gene Ontology annotation, molecular function: 2-(3-amino-3-carboxypropyl)histidine synthase activity.